GGCGGUCCUCCACAAAACCAAUGAAGCUGUGCCAGAGGAGGGGUUAACUUUCCCGUCAUUAUAAAUAGGUCGAAGUCUUCUUUGACUUUCGCUCUUCUCCCCAAAACAGAAGCAGGAUCUGUGGUAGCGCAGAGUGGUUUCCUUUUAAAUCCGUAGCAAAAACCAUAUAACGCCAAAAUGAGCAGGAAGUUCUUCGUCGGUGGAAACUGGAAGAUGAACGGCGACAAGAAGAGCCUCGGGGAGCUCAUUCAGACCAUGAACGCCGCCAAGGUGGACCCCAAUGUCGAGGUUGUGUGCGGUGCCCCGUCUAUCUACUUAGACUUUGCAAGAUCCAAACUGGACUCCAAGUUUGGCGUGGCUGCACAGAACUGCUACAAAGUCCCCAAGGGGGCCUUCACUGGGGAGAUCAGCCCUGCGAUGAUCAAGGACUGUGGCGUCCACUGGGUGAUCCUGGGACACUCUGAGAGGCGUCACGUCUUCGGGGAGAGCGAUGAGCUCAUCGGUCAGAAGACGGCCCACGCUCUGGAGAGCGGCCUCGGCGUGAUUGCCUGCAUUGGCGAGAAGUUGGACGAGAGGGAGGGCGGCAUCACCGAGAAGGUUGUUUUUGCGCAGACCAAGGUCAUCGCAGAUAACGUAAAGGACUGGAGCAAGGUGGUGCUUGCCUACGAGCCCGUGUGGGCCAUCGGCACAGGCAAGACCGCCUCCCCCCAGCAGGCUCAGGAGGUCCAUGAGAAGCUGAGGGCGUGGCUGAAGGCCAACGUGUCUGAAGCUGUCGCCAACUCUGUGAGGAUCAUCUACGGAGGUUCUGUGACCGGCGGCACCUGCAAGGAACUUGGCUCCCAGAAGGACGUGGAUGGUUUCCUUGUGGGCGGAGCCUCCCUCAAGCCGGAGUUUGUUGACAUUAUUAAUGCCAAGAUGUAAAAGCCCCUGUCGGAUAAUCCCCCAACUUUCAACACUUAGUCCUCGUCCUUUUUUUUUUUUUUUUAUUCAAAGUGUGUCAUUCCCUCAUUUCAUUUAUUUGUGAGGAAAAGGAGCAGCUUGGCACGUGCACUGAGGUCGUCUGUGUGCGCUAAAACAGCGACCAUUAUGCCUUUUUACUCAAAACAGGAGGCUGCGUGCCAUCACCGCUCUGUGUCUGUCACAUUUGCCUUUAUUAUGAAUAGCCGUGUCUCCUGUGUGCACCUUUGGUGCUCUGUGACUUGUACCUACCCUGUAGCUGUGCUCUCAUUGGCUUCUUUGCCAAGAGGGGGCAUGUCCAUUACGUGCCCAUUCAUGUUGUGUCAUGGCCGAUGAGUAUUUGAGGGUAAGGAACCUGUAAGAAAACAUAAUAAACCAUUCAGAGACUGUA
This is a messenger RNA of Dunckerocampus dactyliophorus (ringed pipefish), 1348 nucleotides long. It is a transcript of the gene tpi1b, whose product is annotated as triosephosphate isomerase 1b. Lineage: Eukaryota; Metazoa; Chordata; Actinopteri; Syngnathiformes; Syngnathidae. Gene Ontology annotation, cellular component: cytosol. Gene Ontology annotation, biological process: glycolytic process; gluconeogenesis; glyceraldehyde-3-phosphate biosynthetic process. The transcript is spliced from 7 exons. Gene Ontology annotation, molecular function: triose-phosphate isomerase activity. Bases 178 to 921 code for a protein of 247 amino acids. The record is from RefSeq and is a predicted model, not a curated record.